AUGACUGUCCCCAAGGUUGGGGACAUUCUGAUGCUGUCCCAGAAAGCAUUGAAGAUUGGCCGGGCUUUCGCAUCCUGUCAUAAAAAUGCCCCAUCCGAGCUUCAGUCUGUCGAAACGGAGAUCGGUGACUUGGCAAAAGCACUCAGGCUCCUGGCGGAGACACUGCACGCCGAAUCCGAGAAAGAGCUGUUUCAGUGUGCUGACCAGAAGGUACAAGAUGGCAUAGGCGCAAUAUUGUUCUCCUGUCAACGCACGGUGGAUGAUCUUGACUCGCUUGUCGACCAGUAUCAAGUCAUUAAAAAGCACCGCACCGUCGGAGGCUUCGCCAUUGAGCGAUCAUGGACUGACCUGGUCCUCAAGUCUUCAACUCGUCUAAAAAGCGUAGUAACACCGACGGUAGAGCGAACCGAUAUCACAUACCACGCAAAUGCAACUCUUGAUCGACAGAUUGAUCAAGUACAUCGCAUCGUGCAAGAUCUUACCUUGACUCCUCAAGACCCACAAACACCACCAAUUCCUCCGAAGAAUCCAGCACGAUCACCAACAACCGAAACACCAAAUCCGCGUGGUUCAAAAUUCGCACCGUUCUCGUCGCCCCGGCACCCGAACAACAGGGUUUCACUACCUCGAUUCCCUCAACAUCCAAUCUCGCCCAACCAACCCACUGUAGCUAGCUUAAAUACUAGCCCACCAUCUGAACCAUCGCCCACGGAGACCAUCUCCAUGGCUAGAACCUCCGAUUCCCUUCGAAGAUGUGCAUCUCGCACGUCAGACUUUAGCUUCGGUGGUUCCUCAAUCCGGUACUCAAGCAGUAGUUAUGCAUCUUCAGAAGCCGGCACAAGCUCUGCAGGCUGGCAAAGUCCCGCGCAGUUUUCAAACGACUACUUCCUUAACCGAGACCAUUCAACGUCAACAAAGAAGACAACACCCCUACCACGGACCCCGGAAGAAAGCGGAGCAGGCCCGAUUGCUGAUAACCGACAUUCAUCACUGCACUCGCUGCCGGUGAUUGGUCGCGGCAGACUAGUCGAGUACUCACACUGCAUCAACCAAGACGAUCCCCACGAUGUCGAGAUGCUACAAGCAUCUGACGAAUGCCGUAUAGCCGUCAUACGGAAACGCAUCACAGAUCCGGAGUCGCGCAUAGUACGCGUAGUAACGUCAAUAUGGGCUUUCAGCGACGACAACCUCACGCGUGUCGAACUCCGCAUGGAAGACGACCAAAUGUACAUUCCCUACUCGAGCUACUUCUCCCCCUCCAAAGUAUCCAUUACAAUGCCUUGCGAGCUCAAAUUCCACGACAUCAAGCAUGGCAACCGUCCCGUUCACGUCGCAAGAACAAGUUGGGUAAACUACAUAUUCGACACGCCGCAAGCGGCUGCCCUCUUCCAAAACGAAAUCAUGGGCCGCACGCUCCUAGCUACAUUCCGCACGGAGCAGACUUUACGGUCACACACGUCGCUCGUGGGUAAGUCCUUUUCCUACGCUGAACAAAUGUGUGGUAUGGAGAACCUGCGUGUGUGGGAAGACAACGAUAGCGGUGCUAUUAUCGCGUUAAUACAUUUUUCGGCGCAUUUUCGACAGGGUUAUCUGGCUUUUUAUCUAAACGACGCGGCGCAUCCUGUUAAGGUUAAAGAUGAUGGGGGCAGGGAGGUCAAGAUCAAAGGGCUAAGAGUACCAAUUGAGGGGGCUAGUAGGAAAGAUAGUGUCAUUGAGGGCAAGGGCAAGGGUAAGAUGGGCGAGAGAGAAAGGGAAAAAGAAAAGGAGAAAGGCAUUAUCAGUGGGGCCAAGGUCGAAUUUGCGACCGAUGGAGAGAAGAGGGAGUUUUUGGACAUGUGUAAGCAUGUGCAGAGGAACAUGAUUGAGUUACCGGAUUUGAUGGGUGUCAACUGA
Molecule: messenger RNA, 1893 nt
Organism: Pyrenophora tritici-repentis Pt-1C-BFP
Lineage: Eukaryota; Fungi; Ascomycota; Dothideomycetes; Pleosporales; Pleosporaceae
Product: FAP domain containing protein
Source: RefSeq, a predicted model, not a curated record